AUGACUCCUUCAAAGGCUACGAUAUCUAAUGUUAGCCAAGAAAAUGACGAUACCAACGAUCUCGUGAUACUCUCUUCUCCUCUCUCGACUCCCCUCACGACAAGUCCUGAACUGGUUUCGUUUCAGUCGCUGGCCGACCAAACUUCGACACCGCUCAGCAUGAUGGACGACUCAUGCUUUAUCGAUACUGGCAAGUCCAACUCGAUUUGUCUUGAGUCGCGCAGUGUUAGUGCUGGUCCCGACAAACCUUUAGCGUCAGUCAACCAAUCGCCUUCGAGUACAGCGGGGUGGCCUGCUGGACACUCGGAUCCUAGCACUCAGAGCCAGCAAACCGCAGAUCCUCUUCGAUGUACAGGGACUGGCGUAGAUACCGGCCACGCCGAACCGACACGUGCCGCUGAUGAUGGCAGUGUUUCUUGCUCAAUUGAUGCGGAUUUUGAUUCACAACAAGCUUCAAAUAGGCAAUCGUAUCGGAGGUCCCAAAAAUACGACGAAACUGACCCGACAAAGGACACUGCACAGCAAGCGCAGCCAAAAGUCAUUUUGCCCACUAAACUGGAUACGACAGGCCCCUCGACCCAAAAUAGCAGCGCCCCAUUCAACGUCGCCGAGCCCGCCCAUGGUUUCAGGGGCCCUCAUUCCGAUCAGCACGGGUGUCGAAUAGACAGCCUGACGAGAGAUCAGCAAUACGAGGCUGCUCCAGCGUCCACAGGGCCUUGUUUGGCGGAAGCCCUCCCUACGCCAGGGAUAGCCACAGCACCCGCACAGGCAAGCAGCCACUGUAGUGUUUCUCGAAGCGCCACUCAGGCCAUGUCCAGCACGGCCGCCACUAGCAACAAUUCUGUCCCCCCUGGGUAUCAAAGACACCGCAACGGUCAUUCCUCACACGACAUCCGCGACAGCGACCUUCCUCCCUCUCCCAAAACUUCCAUUUCUUCUCGACUUAGCGGCAUCAAACUCGAUACAAGUUUUGUCAGGCCGACGCCAAGGCCCAUUGUUCGAACGGCACCCGAUUCGCCAUCCCUCAAUAUCCAACAUCCAACUCCCGACAUCACCUCCCAGGCCCGAUCUGGAGCGUACGUUGGUAACAUCGCACAACUCGAAGCGACCGCCGAACGACUGUCUAUGACCAGUUCCAUCGACGAUGCGAUUCGAGAUUUACACACUGAAUUAAAGCGAUCCGAUAGUAGACGAUCUUCUAUACUUGCUGCCAGCGUCAAAGCCUCAGGGUCUAUCGACGAUUAUACUAGUAACCCCGGAUCAGCUGCCGAACAAUUAAGACGCCAUCCAUCGAUUGCUUCCUCGAUUGUUUCAACAAAUAACGCUGCGCGUCACGGUGGUUAUUCUCCCGGCGGAUACGUCCUUUCCCCGAACCACUCCUUUACCGGACGUCUUAGAUCGGGGUCCAAGAAUUCAGCUGGCCGACCAGACUUCGAUCUGGAUACAGUCUUGUCACGUCACGGCCCAGGCAAGGCAUCUGUUAGAAGUGUCCGGUCUACAAAGGUCUCGCUUGCUGAGAUUUCAGAAUCUGAACCUAUUGCACUAACCCAGGACGUUCUCGACAUGGCCGACAAAACCCCUGUCAAGAACUCUGAGGGAGGAACCCUAUUACCUGAAGAGCUUCGUGAUGCGAACAUGCCCGCCACCGAUCUUUUCUCAAGCAUGAUGGGUAAGGAAGAUUUUAUGGACUCCAAGAACGAACAGCCACAUGCUGCGGCAAGCACAGGUCUCCCUGCUGGUCAAGAGUCCCGGGAUCCCAAACGACCCGGAAGUUCACACUCAGAUACAACUUUCCAACAAUGCCAGGACGCUUUUGGUGACUUUGACGGUGUUCACUGGGUACCUGAACAGGAUGAUCCUUAUGCCCUUCCCGAUGAUUUGGAGCCUCAACCUCGGCGUCGACCUCAACAGCGGCAGAUGCCUCGUCCAGAUAAUGUUCGACCACAAUCAUACAUGGAUCCUGAGUCCGGUCAGCAGAUGCUUUACUACCCGGCCCGAGUGCCUGCGAUGCUCAACCUUCCUCCCAAACUGUCCAACAAACCCAAGGCAAAUGAAAGAAAUAAGAGGCGGUCCCAGGUGAUGAGUGCUAUGCUUGAGGACAGCCGACAAUCUCGAGUAAUGGAUACGGAUGGCAAGGCUCCGGCGCGAGAUACCACUAGAGACUCUUGGCUACCUGACCCUCUUGCCGGUCAUCGGGAAUCAUUUGCUGCCUUAUCUUCCGAUGGCUUUGGCAAUCUUGGUCAGGAACCCGAGACCGUUCGCUCUGUACACUCUGAUCCAGAUACUGCUCCUGCUGUGCAACCUGGGUCUAACACUGAUAUGCCGGCUGAGACACUAAGACGCCCUCAACGGCUAUCUCGGAACGAUCUUGACAAGCGCAAAUCGAGAAUGUCAAAUUUGCCGCCGCAAUUGCGAGCAAGCGCUUACUUUGACCUCCCCGACAACACACAGCCGGACAUUGAAGUCAAAGACGGAUCAGCCAUGGCCACCCUCGAAAGCAUUCUCGAUGCCUCGGCAAACGCCCCUGUCAGUGCAUUUACCGACCACGAACGGGCUGGUAGACUUGGAAAGGAAGUGUAUGGCAAAGAGAAGAAGCGAGCGUCUGUUGCUGCAUCCACUGUGCUUCAACUUCAACCGGAGCCUGAAAAGAAGCAUGCCAGAAAACGCUCCUCUUUCAUGUGGCUUGGCAAGCGUCAGAGUCAUGUCAGCGAUGAUGACAAAGACAAGAAGCCGCAGUCAGAGUCUGGACUAGGACCCACCAACGCUGAUACGAACGCAAACGAGAACGACGGUCUCGCUCGUAGCGUGGAUGGCCGCAGUGUUGGUCACAGUGGUGAUGAGCAAGAGGCCGACAAGGAUGAAGAGGAAAGCCCUUCUGAUGGAGAAGGCUACUAUGGGCCCCCAACAACACUUCUGGCCGAAUUGCAGCUGCGCAAACAGCAACAGAAGGAGCGCACUCAACGAACAUUCCCUGGUGGUAUGCAUGCGACAUUGUUGGAAAUGGACGCCGUCGCUGAGACGCAGCGAAAGGCGAGAAACAACAAACGUAUCAAUUUGGCCUGGGAAGAUGGUCAAGCACAACCUCUUGACGAGGACUCUGGUGAUGAAGAUAUACCUUUGGCUGUCAUUGCAGCACGCAAUCAAGGCGCAAAGAACAUGAUGGAUCUCAACCGUCCCAUUGGCUUGAUGGAGCGUCGUGAGAUCGAAGAGAACGAGCCUCUCAGUCACCGCCGAGCCCGCUUACAUGGACAGGAUCCUCGAUCCAUGAUGAUAUCCAACAGACCCAGCAUGAACAAUCUCAGCGCCAACUAUCUUCCUCAAACUCCCCAUUCAGCCCAAAAUUCCGUAGCACAAAUGUCGGCGCAGAAUCUAUCCUCUGAGCCAGAUGAUGAGUUCGAGGGAGAAACUCUUGGAGAAAGGAAACGACGUCUAGCAGCCAAGGAGGAGGCAGAAAACCUACUACCUAAAGCCCGACCUGUCAGCGGUGCAUUCUCCGUUGAACUCCUUACUCAGUUUGAGGACCCUGAAGAGAAAAAGAAGGAAGAGGAGAAGAAGCCCACGACUGGCGGUGAAGAAGAGACACUGGGCCAACGUCGUCGUCGUUUACAAGCUGAGCGAGAAGCCCGCGAACGUGAAAUGAGUUUCAAUCAGCUAAACGCAACUUCGGAGGAAGAAGAGCCAGCAAUUCCCGGGGUCAACGGGCGAAUGCAUCAGAUGUCGAGCGUCCUGGCUGCCCAUCCUAAGAGAGAGAUCAACCAGGCCCAGGAAGACCGUGCCCGUCUUGAGCAUGAAAGACGACUUGUAAGAGAGGGCAAUGCCAAGAUGGCGGCCUACCGAAGCCAGAUGCCCCAAAACUGGAGUGGUCCGACCAAUGCUCAGUCCGGUGGUUAUCUUGGAGGUACUUUUAACAACGGUCUUGGCGGCCAGAACUCCCAAGCAGCCAUGUCCUCUCCGGCUCUUAACACACAACUAUUGAACCAGCCGGCCCUCAAUCACCAAAAGAGUGCCGUUUUCAGUACAUAUGGAGCCCCGAUGCAGCAAUCGCCAUAUGCCAAUUCUGCCGUGAAUGUGGGGGCAAUGAACAACAUGGGAUACAAUGGCAUGAACAACGCCAUGGGUCCUUAUGGUCCUGGCGCUGCGAGUGUCUAUGGCGGAGGCAUGUUGCAGCCUGGUAUGCAAAUGCAAAUGCCUGGCCAAGGUGGUUCGCCCAACAGAAUCGAGCAAUGGCGCCAGGGCGUUCUCCCAUAA
Messenger RNA from Fusarium sp. VM40, 4248 nucleotides. The record is from the annotation of a GenBank genome assembly. Lineage: Eukaryota; Fungi; Ascomycota; Sordariomycetes; Hypocreales; Nectriaceae.